Molecule: messenger RNA, 4425 nt
Organism: Eimeria maxima
Lineage: Eukaryota; Apicomplexa; Conoidasida; Eucoccidiorida; Eimeriidae
Product: kinesin heavy chain, putative
Exons: 22
Coding region: 1-4425 (1474 amino acids)
Biological process (GO): microtubule-based movement
Molecular function (GO): microtubule motor activity; microtubule binding; ATP binding
Source: RefSeq, a predicted model, not a curated record
AUGGCACUCGUCAAGCAGGGAACGGCCAAGGGCCGUAAGGUCAAGUUGGCCGAUGAUACCCCAGAAGGCAUAAGCCUAGAGCCGGAAUCAAUGGAGGAGAGCAUCAGGGUGUGCACGCGUAUGCGGCCCCUGUUUCCCAAAGAGGUGGAGAGUGGCCACUUGAAGGCGUGGAAAGUGGAGCAGAAGUCGAUGCAUUUGAUAGUUGAGCCUCCAACGCAAGCAGAGAUUGAAGAGAGUCGCCAGGGAAAGACGCCCUCUUCCAAAAAAGUGGUUGAAAAGACGCAGGCCCAAAAGGACCAGGUGCAACGGCACUACGCCUUUGACAGGUGCUUCGACGACGAAGCGGAGAAUGAUGAGGUGUUUGCCUAUGUCGCACGAGACAUUGUCUUGGACGCCUUUAAGGGGAUCAAUGGAUGCGUCUUUGCCUAUGGCUCCGGGAAAACCCAUUCAAUUAUGGGCGUCGCAGAAGAUCCUGGCAUUCUGCCACGAUCGCUUGCCGAAUUUUUUGACUGCAUGUCGGACUCGUCGUUGCUACGGGAGGAAAUGGAGGAUGCUGCCGCUGAGAAGGAAGAAGAGACGGGGGAAACUCAACUCGCUACAACGGAGCCCCGGACAGAGGGCCUGGAAGACGGCGAAAAUCGAGAAUAUCUCAUGAGAGUUUCGUACGUUGAAAUAUACUUGGAGCGCGUUAACGACUUGCUGCAAGAAGGCCCCCGAGGAGGGGCUGUGGAGAACCUUGACGUCAAGGAAGACCCGAAAAAGGGAUUUGUUGUUGUGGGGUUGCAUGAGGAAGCUGUUGCCUCUAUGGAAGAAGUGAUGAACCUUUUGUCCAAAGCUGAACAGCGGCGCCAUUUCGCGAGGACGAACUUCAAUGAGACUUCUUCAAGGUCCCACGUAGUUUUUUCGAUUACGUUGGAGUCCACAAGCACUUUCGAGGACGGCACAAACGUCAGCCGACGCGGAGAACUGAAGAUAGUCGAUCUGGCAGGCAAUGAAAAGGCAGGCAGGGCCUCCGAAGGUGUGGAGAAUGCCAAGCUUGUUCUCGAGGAGGGAAAGGCAAUCAACAAGUCUCUCUUUCUUCUCUCGGAGGUAAUAUCCAAACUGUCAAAGCAAGCACAGCAGACAGACGAGAAGGGAAAAAAGAGGGGGGAAAAGGAAGUGUACAUCCCUUGGCGAGACUCGAAGCUUACUCGUCUUCUCCAGAAAGCUCUUGGAGGCAACAGCCGCGCCGCAGUGCUGGUGGCUGUCCACCCUUCAAGCCUAUACUUGGACACGUCUUUUUCAACUCUACGCUUCGCAAUGAAGUGCAAGGAAAUCAAGAAGAAAGUCUGCGCCAACUUCUUCUCCCCAGAGCAGUCUCUCAUUGCACAACAGAAGAAGCUAAUUGCAAUGCUCCAUGCGCAGCUGAAGGAACUUUCGGAAGGCGGAAUAACUCCUGGCGUAAAUUCACAGAGGAAUGCAGAAAACGAUGAACAAAUCCGAAUUCUAAAGAGCGACUUGGAGAACAAAGUGGCAAAGUUCCAGCAGUUCAUCAUAAAAGCAACAGCGGCUCCAGCGCAAGCACCUUCUGGAGGGGGGCUGCAAAGGGCACGUACCAUGCGGCAGCCGUCUACAUUUCGAAGGAUGGAUACCCUGGCGGCUGCGCGCUAUGGAUUGCGGGACAUCGAUGGAUUGAACCAAGCUGACUCAGAAGACCCUGCUGUGAGGGCAUCAAUGACUCACGCAUUGAGCUUGUUGGAUCGUUUUGGCCAGGAUGUCAAGAGCGAUGCAUAUGGAAGUUUCCAAUCGAUGUCAAGUGGAGAAGCCUCUGGUGGAGCGGUUCUGAGGUUUGAGACCCUUGAGCAUUCGAUUGAGGGGGCAAUACAAGAGCUAGAAUGUAUAGAUGACAAUCCCCCUUCUGCAGGUGAAGAGUCUCUGACUUGUGAAGAUUCGUCUGCGAGUGACAUAUCUGAUCAUGAAGCACCCCUAGAAGCUCACAUGGAGGACGGCGACUUACGGGAGGAGCAUCAAGAUGCAGGGAGUAAUGAUCGCAAGCUGAAACAGCCCAAAGGCGCAGCCGCAUCUCCAAAAACAAAGGUCACGCGGGGCAAAGGGGAGAAAAAGCAGAAAUCGAAGACUGUAAAGAUUUCUAAAAGGGCAAAGCCAUCCCCUCCUGCCAAGGAACCCAGUGACGUAUCCAACGAUCAGCCUCAAGUCACGCUUACGCCAGAAGAACCUGUGGAGCAGGAGCGCGAUACAAGUGAAUCGCGGAAAAUCAAGGCCUUAGUCCUUAAGCAAAAGGCAGAGAGGGAGAACUGGGCUGCGAGGCUCAGGAAGGCAAAAGAAAUGGGCCUAGAAGUUAUAUCAAAGGUUCUUUUCCGCAUGCAAGACGAAAAGGAAGCACUUGUCAAAUCGAAGAAGCGCACCGCAGAAUUGAUGAGCCAGAUUCGUCACAUAUGUGCAUUAAUGCAUCGGUUAGGGCUUUCAGUGCUCAGUACUGCUUCCGCCCCAGGAAAAGGACAGAACAAUGAGUUGCCUGCUCGAGAUCAAGACAGCGAGUCGCUCAAGAGCUUCCUUGAUCGUGUUAAGGAGAUGCGGGAUGCGGAGCCAUUAAAGCUUUCUCAAGGCAUUGGAGACCCCGUGGGACAGGCGGCGAAGGCACAAGGCUUCCCUGACAUUGACCAAAUCCGCCCUUUGGCAUGCGCUGCAAUUAAUAAUGCCUUGUCACGAGUCAUGCUUGCCGAAGUAUUAGAAAAUACCAGAGAGAGCGGGGAAAUUCAACAAACGGGGGGCGAGCAGCCGCCUCUUAUGGCUUUAGCUGCUUCUGUUGUAUCUUCAGGGACAUCUGCUCCAAAUGAUGAAGCAACCACCCCAAAGGUACCCGAAAACGAAGAGGAGGCGGUCAGUGCUCUGGAACUGAUUUUUACUAAGGUUGCUCCCACUGAGAGUAGCAUGGCAACAGUUGACGCAGAAACAGCUGAGAUGGUGGAGGGGAAAAAAGAGCAAACACUUGAAUCCAUCCUGCAAAUUCUUCCUCCUUGGGAGCAGCAUAUGCUUGCACUCCUGUACGAGCAGCAAGAAAUGAGGAGGGCUCUAGGCCAACUUAGAGACCACUUCGUCCAGCGCCUCAAGGAAAUCCAAAUAUCGGUCAAGAAGGGGCUGCUAGAAAAGCUUGAGCUCACCGAGCACUGCGACAGAAUGUUGGCUGCCCUAUGGAGCUUUAAGGCAGAGCUCACUGACUCGAAGUCACCGAACCGCGUCGACGAAGACACGAAUGCAAAGUUCGCAAAGCUGAUGGCCAAACUUGAGGAACUGUCGAUCCGCCUUGCUGAAAGGGACAUAGACUACAAGUUGCUCUCUGAGGAUUACUUGGCCAUCAAGCAAGAGAACGCAACACUGCAAGAGACCACACGGAGGCUUAAGGAGGAGAACAAUAGCCUACUUAUGAUACCAAAGACAAUGACAAAUUGGGAAGAGCUUAAGGGCUACGAUGAUGUGGAGAAGAAGGCUUUGGCAAGAGACGUUCAGAUGCUGCAGGGCUAUGCGUCCCAUUUGCGCAUGAAGCUGGAAGAAGGCCGUGCUGUUGAGCUUGAUGUGAGGCGGCUGAACCAGGCACUCUACGUGGAGUUACUUGCUGCAAACACAGCCAUCGCGGAUUUGCAGGAUCAGGUCAAGUUCUAUACAAGCGUAGACAGACGGGAAGCGACGCUCCUAGAGGAGCAACUAGCUGCGGCGAAUCAAGCAGAGGCGGAGAAAAGCGAUAAAAUAAGGGACCUGGAGGAGGAAGUUGCUAGCCUAAAAGCCCAGCUUGCAGCAGCGCUUUCUAAACCAGAACCUGAGGAACCCGAAGUUGAAUCGCCGGCUGAACCCAUUGAGGGGCCGGCUGAAACCGAACAGCAGCCACCUACCCGCCGUUCCGUGAAGAAGAGCUCGCUCACAACAAACGCCAAGGCAAAGCCAAAAGCUACUUCUAGAGCUCCUACCAUGGCCUUGUCUCAUGCUGCUGCCGUUUCACCGGCAAAACAAAAGCCCUUAGCAAAGCGCAGCACUGCGGCUACAGCUUCUGUAGAUAGGGGGUCUAUAAAGCGUGUGACACGUGCCCCAUCAAGAGCAAGUAUCUCGAAGUCAGAAAAGCCUACUUCUGCUAAGGGUGGGGAGGGCUCCAGACUCGUCAGGGUUGUUGAACCAGAAGGCCAUUCCAGCCCAUCACCUAGUCCGAAGGCUACUUCCUCUUUAAAGCCCCCAGCGUCUCCUAAAAAGAGAGUUUCAAUCAGUCUUCCAGAGGACGACCCCCCCGCCUCAUCAGAUGGUAAUAGGCCAUCCGCUGAAGCACAGAUGAAUGUAACAGGACGGGCUCCAGCCUUCACAGGUGACCCGCGCAACAAGGGACUAGCCAACAUGGUGGCUGCUUUAAGUGGGCGAAGGCGAAAGGGUGGCGGUGUUUAG